Messenger RNA from Salarias fasciatus (jewelled blenny), 2630 nucleotides. Its product is annotated as immunoglobulin-like domain containing receptor 2. NCBI's taxonomy places the organism in Eukaryota, Metazoa, Chordata, Actinopteri, Blenniiformes, Blenniidae. The record is from RefSeq and is a predicted model, not a curated record. Gene Ontology annotation, cellular component: membrane. The transcript is spliced from 10 exons. The coding region runs from base 295 to 2172 and encodes 625 amino acids. Gene Ontology annotation, biological process: pancreas development.
CGGAGCAGACCCCAGUCCUGCUUUCAGCGCAGUUUACGCACAGAUCCGGACCGGCGGACUGCUCGCAGCCCGGCUGCUGGAGGAGUCUGGGCUGGUAGCGGGAGCGCUGUCCGGGUGUCGGGGCGGCCUGGACUCACCUCUGGGUGGAGGAGUGGUACGGUCCCGUUAGACGCAGCCUGCAGCCGGAGCGGACUCGGGCUGUUUACCGCAGCCGCCGGGCGGGAGCGCACCGAGGGCGCACCGCGACAUGUCUGGCGCACGGAUUAACGCCACUUUACCCAGAUAACGGACUGUAUGAUGAAUUCCUGCCGGUUUGCUGUUUUCCUGGGAGCAUUAGUGUGUGUGUGCACCGGCGUGCACGUGACGGUGCGGGAGAAGCAGCGGUUUGCGAUGCUGUUCCAGUCCGUGGUGCUGCCGUGCCAGUACCAGACGGCGUCCGCCCAGACGCCGGUGGUGCAGUGGUGGUACAAGUCGUACUGCCGGGACCGCACCAGGGACUCCUUCAGCCUGCCCGAGAGCCUGGGGGCCAAGGCGUCCGACCUGGGGCCCGGCUCGCACCUGGAGUGCUCCGACAGCAGCCGCACGGUGCGGGUGGUGGCCUCGGCGCAGGGGGCGUCCAUGACGCUGGCCGAGCACUACAAGGGCAGAGACAUCGCCAUCGUCAACAAGGCAGACCUGCGUAUCGGCGAGCUGCAGUGGGGCGACAGCGGAGUGUACUUCUGUAAGGUGGUGAUCGCCGACGACCUGGAGGGGAAGAACGAGGCGCAGCUGGAGCUGCUGGUGCUCGGCAGGAAGCUUGAGCAGAACGAUCUUCUACCUGAGUUUGAUGUGGAGAUCAUGCCAGAGUGGGCCUUCGUGGGCUCGGUGGUCCUGGGCGGCGUCCUGCUCCUGCUCCUGCUGGGGGUCUGCUGGUGCCAGUGCUGUCCUCACUCCUGCUGCUGCUACGUCCGUUGCUGCUGCUGCCCGGACAGCUGCUGCUGCCCCCGACACCUGUAUGAGGCGGGGAAGAUGGCCAAGAGCGGCCAGGCGGCUCAGGUCCCGGUGUAUCCCUACUACAUCCCCGGGGUUCCUGCCAUUCUCCCCGUGGCUCCUCCGUCCCGCCUGGAGCCCAAGAUGUCCUCCGUCCCCUCAGUGGAGAACAACCUGGCUGCAGUGCGCAGUGGUUACCGACUGAAAGCCAGUCCAGACCAGGACUCAAUGAAAGUUCUGUACUACAUAGAAAAGGAGCUGGGUCAGUUUCCCUCCAGCAGGGCGGCGGCGGUGAAACCCAGCAGCCUGUCAGAGCUGAGCUCGCUUCACGACGGCGGCGCCACAGACUUCAGACACACCUACCAGACGGUCCAGAUGAAGGCGCUGCCGCCCAUCGCCGACCUCCACGACCUCCACGACCUCUCGGUGCUGAGGGCGGCUCCGGCCAAGCAGAGCCGGAGGCCCAGACUGGACCGGGGCAACCAGUCCGACGACGAGCUGGACCGCAGGUGGAACUCGCGCUCGGAGCACCUGCAGAGGAAGACGCUGAGCCGGAGAGGACGCACCGGCUCCCUGGACGAGCUGGAGGAGUUCGCCCGGUCCUACGGGUCCCGCGGCCGUCGGGCCGAGCCCCCGGACCGGCACUACGAGCCGGACUACGGCCCCCCCAGGCGCUUCUGCAGGGACCAGGACGAGGACUGGUACCGCCGCAGCCCCUCGCCCGGCCUCCAGAAGAGGAGGGACACCUGGGACAGCGACCGGCCGUCCCGGCCGCCGCAGGGCCGGGCCUACGACCACGCCUUCCUCGACGGCGUGCUGGAGAGCAAGGCCAGGGCGCGGGGCGGGGACAGGGGGGGCGGGCGGGCCGACGAGGACAGCGACACCCCCUCCAAAGGCAGCUCCAGGGGGAAGGCCAGCGACAGCUACUACAGCCGGUCUCCCAGCAACCGUCCGGAGGAGGAUGACCCGCUGCCGCCGUACUCCGAGCGGGAGGCGGAGCGCCACCGCAGGGCCGACCCGGCCCCGGCCCCGGACCGCUACCGCACCGCAGAGCCCCCCCGCUCCGACGCCGCCAUGAGGCCUUUCUCCUACACCCGCCCCCACACAAUGCAGGGGGGCAGAGAGGACCGGGACCGGGACUGGGACCGGGACCGGAGCCGGAACCUGAGCACGGCACUGAGCAGGGACACUCUCAUAGUGUGACGGGGCUCCUCCCGCCUCCAGCCGCACGCUGCUUCAUUAUAACCACGCCGUCAGCCGCCGCGUCGCACCGCGCCACGCCGCGCUGCCACGCCGUCACCCGCCUGACGUCCGGCCACCGACACAGCAUGCCGUCCUCUGUCUGUCAGUAGAGGAGAGUUCUGCCAUACCUGUGUGUGUGUGUGUGUGUUUAUGUUCAGCUGUGGAAUCGCGACGUGCUGAUUGCAGGACUCACAUCAGUGCCAACAUGUUUUUGUUGUUAUUUGCUGGCUCCAGAGUGUAACUCUCAUGUCGGCCUUCGGCCGUCACACUCGGCCCUCUGCACGGACUCAGGGUCACUGUGUGUGUAUUUUUGUAUCCUCCUCUCUUUCACGUUGUGACUCUGUGUGUGCACCUUGAACUGUCUCACAGAUUGGAAUUGCACUGUUUAAAUACUUUUUGAAUAAAGAAAGUAGCAGAUG